UAAUCUUCACAAACUCCCUAGAAAAUGACAUUGACUUCAUUUUUCCGUUCCUAUAAUCUGGACCUUAAUAUCUUUUUCCUCUCUUCCUCCUUCAUAAUAAGCAUCUGCGCUCUCUCUUCUCUGCUCUCACUCAAUUGUCAAACCAUGCUAAGUCAUACACAAGAACUCACGGGAAACCGCCAUGUAUCUUCUUCCACACCAACCUGUCAUGCACAGAGCCGCCAUGGAAGCGGAGACAGAGAAUUCAGUUUCUGGUGUUCAUCAAAUACAGAAUCCUCAGGAAAUGAUUGUGUUCGACUUCAAGGGAGAUCUGGAGAAGGGUGUGGUAUGCACUCUCCUACUUCGUGGGAAACAUACAAAGGAACAAGCUUUAAAUCAAAGAAUUCAACUUUGAUCCAUGGUAGCCACCAUUGUUACAGUGUUUCUCAUGAUUCAAGAAGUAAAGCUAUUGCAGAAAGUAGGAAGGAGCUUAUGCAGACGCUUCAAGACUUGCCUGAGUCAAGCUUUGAGCUUUCUUUCCAGUAUCUGGUGCAGCAGCAGCAAGUGUUGCAACCUGUUCAAAAUGAAGCUUUCAUUGGCAAAAAUAGCGUCAAUGAAGCUCAUGUCAGAAAGAAGGAUAGAAAGAAGAAGGAAAAGGAGAAGGAGAACAAUAAACCAAAUCAGAUAUUGCGGGUUGAGGGCAUGGGAAAUGAAAAUUUCCUCCUCAAGAUGUUCUUUCCGAGUUCUUUAGACUGGAACAAGAAGGCAAAAGUGGGGAAUGUCCCCAAGCUUUCACCAUCAUUUCAGGAAUCCAAGGAGAAGAGGAUAAAGAAGUCGUCUCCGGCAAGAGAAAACAGAAGCGACUCGGAAGAUAACACAGGUGAAAGCACCAAUAACAGUCGUAAGAGAAGCAGUAAAAGCAGGUAUGGUUGUGGCAAUUUCUCAGUAGGUUGCUGGCCGUCUCUUUUUUCUCAACAACAGAGAAACAUGGGGGAUGAGAUUUAAACAGGGAUGCUUGAAGGGUACGACAGGAUUAAAAACAUAAGUUGGAUGGAAGAAUAGCAUGGGUAGAAACUUUUGAGGCAAAAAUGAAGGGCAUGCUUCAGUCGGACAGAGAAAUCACCUGGAGAGUUUUGCAACCCAUUAGUAGAGACAUCUGCUUUCUCUGAGACACUAAUCUUCUGAAACUUCUGUCUCUGUUCCAGUUGUUGUAUGCUUUCAUUUCUUUCCUGACAAAUAGGAGAUGUUCGCUAAUAAGCAGACAAAGUUGCCAGAAGGAAAACAAAUUCUAAUAUAAAUUACAAGCUUUAACUUCCA
Messenger RNA from Prosopis cineraria, 1296 nucleotides. RefSeq lists its product as uncharacterized. The record is from RefSeq and is a predicted model, not a curated record. The coding region runs from base 25 to 984 and encodes 319 amino acids. NCBI's taxonomy places the organism in Eukaryota, Viridiplantae, Streptophyta, Magnoliopsida, Fabales, Fabaceae. The transcript is spliced from 3 exons.